UUAUACAUUAAUAUUUAAAUUUUUAUUAAUUUUAAUUGACCUCAAUUAAAGUUUUCUUUCUAAAUAAAUUUAACAUGUUGAGAAGGUAUAUUUUAUCCACUAACAAUAAAUUUGUCAAUUGUCGGCAUGUCUCACAAUCAAUGUUACAGUCUACAGUUGAUGAAAAAUCAGGCAUAGCUACUGUGACAAUGAAUAAGCCACCUGUUAAUAGUUUAAACCUUGAGUUUUUAGAUGCAAUUAAUACUCAGCUUAAUAAAUUACAAAAAGAUAAAAUCCGAGGAAUGAUAUUAACAUCAGGCUUACAGAAAGUGUUUUGUGCUGGAUUAGAUAUAACAGAGUUUUAUAAUCCAGAUUCUGAUAGAUUAGUUAAAUUUUGGACUGCGUUACAAGAUACAUGGCUUUCACUUUAUAUGGCUUCGUUUCCUACUGUAGCUGUCAUUAAUGUAAAGCAAUUGUAUAUUUAUUAAUUAAAAUAAUGCAAUUUAUAUUAACAA
Molecule: messenger RNA, 494 nt
Organism: Diuraphis noxia (Russian wheat aphid)
Lineage: Eukaryota; Metazoa; Arthropoda; Insecta; Hemiptera; Aphididae
Product: enoyl-CoA delta isomerase 1, mitochondrial-like
Biological process (GO): fatty acid beta-oxidation
Cellular component (GO): mitochondrion
Molecular function (GO): catalytic activity
Source: RefSeq, a predicted model, not a curated record